AUGUUACAAGUUUCUAAGCGACCAGCUGAUGCCGACGACUUCUGUAAGACUUGCCGUUUUGUUUUCUUUAAGUCGGUAAGAAUUAUUUUGUUUCUUCUUUCAGAUGGCAAACGGCAACGUUUGGAUGUCGCAUUACAGGGCGAAGAUGCCUCGACGAAACCCAGAACUUCUUCAUUAUUGGCGCCUAUUAUGCUUUUAACGGGACAUGAAGGGGAAAUCUUUGCUUCUAGAUUCUCAAAGAAUGGAAAAUAUUUAGCCUCAGCUGGAUUCGAUCAGAAGAUUCGUAAGUUAUUACCUAUUUUUUAUUUAGUAUUUAGUGUUGUGGAACGUUCAUGGGCAAUGUGAAAAUUUUGCAACAUUGAAAGGGCACACUGGGGCUAUUUUGGACGUUCACUUUAGUACUGAUUCCAAGUAAGUUAAUACAUGGCGUCAAAAAAAAUGGAAACUUAUUUUUAUCGCUAUAUUUUAUUUUAACAAACAAAAGUAAUAAUCAAUAUAAGUAACAUAGACCAUUGUUGGUGCCAUAUUCGGCCUGUUUCAAAGUGGCUGCUCUUGGCGGCGAUGUAGCUCCAAAACGUGACUUUGAAGCUACAUCGCCGAAUUUUGGGCGAAGGGCAGCUUUUUUUGGCGAAACCGGUCCCGUUCCUGUCCAGCGAUUACUUAUCGACUGCAAACUUUUAUGGCGUAUAGUAGAGGUGCUGGUCUCCAAUCGAAAAAUUAUAGCCAGCGGAUUCAAAUCUGGCGAGAAGGCGGGCGCACACUGCGGGCAGCUGAAAUAUUUGCGGGCAGCCGACACUUGAGGGUUACUUGGUGGAGGUGGAAAAAUUACUGCGGUAUUUUGGAAAUUUGCCGACAUUUGCGGGUUACCGUCGUUGUGAUUCUCCUUGUAUCGUGUGAUUACUUUCGACACAACGUGCUUUCUAUACCGAGAAAGUCAACAAUCCGAACAGCUCAAAAAUCGCAGUCCCUUUGUUUGACAUUUAAACACGGAGAAUUCAAUGGUAAAAAGAAUCAUUUGGCUACAUCAAAUAUUUUUGCGUCAGGACCUAUGAAAAAAGUUUCCAUUUUUUUGAAACACCCUGUAAAUAAAAGCUCUUGAAAUCGUUCAGUUUUGUAUUUUCUUGCGGUACCGACAAGACUGUAAGGAUAUUCGAUAUGGAGGACGGUCGAUGUGUAAGACGAUUCAGAGGGCAUUCCGAGAUCGUGAAUAGCUGUCAUCCAGCGAGAAGAGGGCCGACGAUCGUAGCCUCGGCAUCUGAUGACGGAACUGUUUUGGCAAGUCUUUUUUUUGGCGUUGUUUCGGAUCUCCUUUUAUGUUUAAUAUGGAUUUGUUUUAGAUAAACGAUGUUCGAGCGAAACACCCGACUUUGAAGAUAAAUUCUCUUCACAAUUAUCAAGUCACAUCGGUUACGUUUAAUGAUAAUGCACAAGAAAUAAUUUGCGGAGGAAUAGACAACACUCUAAAGGUUUGUAAUCUUUAACAACACUCAUGUUUUUAGCAAUGGGAUCUCAGAAGAGGACUUUUGAAUACUUUCGAAGGACACGAUGACUCCAUUACGGGGCUUUCUCUCAGCCCUGAUGGUCGCUUUGUCCUCUCAAACUCCAUGGAUUGCACUGCCAGAAUUUGGGAUAUUCAGCCAUUCGCACCUAGUGAAAGAUGUGUUCGCGUAUUCCAUGGACAUCAACAUAAUUUCGAGAAGAAUCUCCUCAAAACAGCAUGGUCUCCCGAUUCGAAACGAAUCUCCGUCGGUUCUUCAGAUAGGUUUACCUAUGUUUAUGAUGUGGCCAAGGCCAGUGUUGAAUACAAACUUCCUGGACAUCAAGGUUCAGUGAAUGCCGUCGACUUUCAUCCAGAAGAAUUGAUUCUUUUGUCGGCAGCGAGCGAUAAGAAAAUUUAUCUGGGAGAACUGGAACCUUGUACUUCUCCCAAUACUUUAUAA
Messenger RNA from Bursaphelenchus xylophilus (pine wood nematode), 1940 nucleotides. The record is from the annotation of a GenBank genome assembly. NCBI's taxonomy places the organism in Eukaryota, Metazoa, Nematoda, Chromadorea, Rhabditida, Aphelenchoididae.